Messenger RNA from Procambarus clarkii (red swamp crayfish), 970 nucleotides. RefSeq names its product exosome complex component RRP43. Gene Ontology annotation, biological process: nuclear polyadenylation-dependent rRNA catabolic process; TRAMP-dependent tRNA surveillance pathway; nuclear polyadenylation-dependent mRNA catabolic process. Gene Ontology annotation, cellular component: cytoplasmic exosome (RNase complex); nuclear exosome (RNase complex). Gene Ontology annotation, molecular function: mRNA 3'-UTR AU-rich region binding. NCBI's taxonomy places the organism in Eukaryota, Metazoa, Arthropoda, Malacostraca, Decapoda, Cambaridae. The record is from RefSeq and is a predicted model, not a curated record.
ACGGGAAAAUUUUUGUUGUAGGAAUGUGUUGUGAGAAGUAAGGUGGAGAUUAGGCCCGUUGCCCUCAGUGUUUACCCCCGCCACCAUGACCUCCAUGGACACCUGGAAGACCUUUGAACCUGACAGUUAUUAUAAGAGCUUUCUGGAAAAAAAUAAGCGACCAGAUGGCCGGGGAUUGAUGAGUGUUCGGCCCAUUACUGUCAAGGUUGGGACUGUAACUACAGCUGAGGGUUCGUCCACUGUGCGUGUGGGGCACACUACUGUCAUGUGUGGUAUUAAAGCAGAAAUAGCCACCCCAACUCUCCGGAACCCAAAUGAGGGCUUCAUUGUACCUAAUGUGGAACUAUAUCCAUGUUGCUCUCAUCAGUUCAAGAUGGGACCACCUGGAGAGAGAGCAAUGGCCACAAGCCAGUUCUUAAAAAAUGUCAUCACCAGUGCUCAAAUUAUAAACCUCACUGACCUCUGCAUUGUACCCAACAAGAUGGCUUGGUGUCUCUACUGUGAUGUAGUGUGCAUUAACUAUGAUGGCAACUUAUAUGAUGCAGCAGUGAUAGCACUUAUGGCAGCUUUACAAAAUGUGAAGUUACCUGCAGUUUCUUAUGAUGAAGAGAACGACAAAGCUUCUGUUGAAUUAGAGAGAACUCUCCCGAUUUCAUUAAAGGCCAAGCCAGUAGCUUCAACCUUUACCGUGUACAGUGACAGUAUACAGUUGAUGGACCCUACUGCAGAAGAUGAAACUCAGGGGAGUGGGGAAGUGACUGUAGUUCUUCUUGAAAAUGGAUCCCUGUGCACCACACACAAGCCUGGCGGUCAGCUCAUCUUACCAGACAUUCUUGAUAAAUUUGUUGCUCUUGCUAAAGAAAGAGUCCAGCAUGUGAACACUUUGCUAAGUAAAGCUGUAACUGAGAGAACGGGUACUCUAUAGUGAUCAAUGCAUUGUUUACCAGUUGAAAGAAUAUAAAUAGUUCUA